Molecule: messenger RNA, 1494 nt
Organism: Naumovozyma castellii
Lineage: Eukaryota; Fungi; Ascomycota; Saccharomycetes; Saccharomycetales; Saccharomycetaceae
Gene: OLE1
Product: stearoyl-CoA 9-desaturase
Exons: 1
Coding region: 1-1494 (497 amino acids)
Source: RefSeq, a predicted model, not a curated record
AUGGCUCCACAGAUAACAACUAGAUCCUCCGUGGAGGUAGCAACCACCCCGGUCCUAUCAAAUGACAUAGAAACUGUAGAUCUUAUCGAGGCUAACAUCGUCGCUUCAGGUGCCAACAAGAAAACAGUCCGUGUAGUCAACGGUCUUGGGUCCCUUAUGGGAUCUAAGGAAAUUACACAAUUAGACGACUCUAUAACAGCAAAGGUUCAACCUUCUACAACGACAUCUGGGGAAAAAUUACACAUAUCCGAACAACCAUGGACUCUUAAUAACUGGCAUCAACACAUAAAUUGGCUUAACAUGGUCCUCACAGUGUUUAUCCCAGCUAUUGGAUUCUAUUUCGCUCUAUCAGGUAAAGUACCAGUAAGGAAAAAUGUGGUACUAUUUGCCCUCUUUUAUUACGUCGCUUCUGGUAUUACAAUCACUGCCGGGUAUCAUCGUCUAUGGUCUCAUCGUGCAUUCGAAGCACGUUGGCCAUUACGUCUAUUCUUCGCCAUAUUAGGUGCCGCUAACGUACAAGGUUCCAUUAAAUGGUGGGGACAUUCACAUAGAAUCCAUCAUCGUUACACAGAUACUCCCCGUGAUCCCUACGAUGCUCGUCGUGGUCUAUGGUAUUCUCAUAUGGGUUGGAUGUUAAUGAAACCAAACCCAAAAUAUAAGGCUCGUGCGGAUAUAUCUGACUUGAACGACGAUUGGAUUGUUAGAUUCCAACAUAGACAUUAUAUUCCAAUUAUGAUUCUCACUGCAUUCGUAUUCCCCACUUGGGUCGUCGGCAAAUAUAUCUCACCUGGAGAUUACAUGGCAGGGUUCAUCUAUGCAGGAAUUCUUAGAGUAUUCGCCAUUCAACAAGCAACUUUCUGUAUUAAUUCAUUGGCUCAUUUCCUGGGAGAUCAACCAUUCGAUGAUAAGAGAACCCCAAGGGAUAAUUGGAUUACCGCUUUGGUCACGUUCGGUGAAGGAUACCAUAAUUUCCAUCAUGAAUUCCCCACUGAUUAUAGAAACGCUAUCAAAUGGUAUCAAUAUGAUCCAACAAAAUUAUUCAUUUAUGCUACUUCCAUAUUGGGUCUUGCCCUAAAUUUGAAAACUUUUGAUGCAAAUGUCAUUCAACAGGGGAUAGUACAACAACAAGAAAAGAAAGUCAAUAAAAUGAAGAAUAAAUUACAUUGGGGCCCCACUUUGGAUGAAUUACCAGUUUGGGAUAAGAAGGAAUUCGUCGAACAAGCACAACUCAAUAAGAAUCUAGUGGUCAUCUCAGGGAUAAUUCAUGACAUAUCAAAUUAUAUUCCAGAACAUCCAGGUGGGGAAUCUUUGAUUAAGCAAGCCUUGGGUAAAGAUGCAACAAGAGCAUUCCAAGGUGGUGUCUACCGUCAUUCCACCGCGGCACAAAACGUAUUAUCUGAAUUGAGAGUUGCUGUUUUGAAGGAAAACGGGAAUGCCGCUAUGAAUUUUGUCAAGAGAAGAGGUGAACAAUUUGACAAGAAUAAGUUUGAAUGA